Podarcis lilfordi (Lilford's wall lizard) is the source of this 18068-nucleotide messenger RNA. The record is from the annotation of a GenBank genome assembly. Lineage: Eukaryota; Metazoa; Chordata; Lepidosauria; Squamata; Lacertidae.
CGCGUGGGGCCUGGCGUCUCCCUCGAAGCCACGAUGGAGGAGGCGCUUCCCACCGUCCUGCUGCCCGGCGAAAGCGAAGCGUUGGUGGAGUCGCUAAGGAACUUCCAGCUGCGGGAUAUCGGAAACUACGGGUACGAGGAGGAGGCCGAGCUGGAGGGAAGGGGGUGUCCAUGGGCGAUAGGAAAUAGCGCCUCGCUGGGGGAAGGAGCCUCAGAGUCGAGCAGGCCGAAGCAGGGAGGCGGAGCCCCUUUGUGGGGACGAGUGUCUGUAGCAGUUGGAUGGCAGGCAGGAAUCUCACAGGCAAAGCCACCGCACUUCGCUUCACCUGUGGGAUUUCUGCCUGCCCCACCUGUUUUUAAAAAGGUCUGGAUCCCUGAUCUCCUGUUAUCCUGCCACAGGUGGGGAAAUAAUGGCACAGGCAGUGCCACAUUUCCGUAUAAGCUAAGCAAGCUAUAGCUUAGGGCCCCACUCUCUUGGGCCCCCCCAAAAAAAAAUUAAAGGAAAAAACCACAGGAUGUACAUUUCCAAAAUGUAAGAUAAAAAACAAAUAAAAUAAAACCGACAUACAGCAACAGUGUUUUGUGUUGUGUUGGCUUCUGUGAUAUAAGUCAUGGGCCCUGCCUGCUAGCCCUGCUCCCUAAAAUAUCAGUGGUUUGCUCACUUCUUUAUUUAGGGUACCCACAUUCUGCAUGGACUGAUUGCAUGGCAAUAUGUGCAAAUGGCUUCAGAUACCUAUUAGGUCCAUAAAUUACCAUAUAGCAUAUAUUCAACACAAUAAACAGUGACAAUUUGUUGUUGACAAAGGAUAGCUUUGGACAUAUACAGGGCCCCAUUACCUUCAGUAGCUUAGGGCCUCAUCAAACCUAAAUCCGGCCCUGGGCACAGGAGCCACGUGGGCAGCAAGAGAUUAUUUAUCUCUUUAUUAUUGCAUUUGUAUUUCACCUUUUCUCUCCAAGGAGCUCAAGGUGGCCUACAUGGUUAUCCCCCACCUCACUUUACCCCUCACAACAUCCCUGCAAGGUAGGUUAGGCUGACAGAGAGGGUGAGGUUGCCCAGUGAGCUUCAAGGCUGAGUGGGGAUUUGAACCCUCUUCUCCCAACACCGUAACCCCCCUGCCACACUGCCUAUGUAGAACUGCCACUGCACCCUGAAGUGCCCUGAAGUUGGGAUGGGGAGAAGAGGGGAGGCACAUGCUAUCCCAUCAGCUGAAGACUGAUACAAUGGAGUGAAAGGAUAAGAGGCAGUUAAUUCUUUUCGAGGACACUGGAUGCUAACAGCAUUUUCAAAUUGGGGAUGUCAUCAGAUCAGAUACACUUGUGAAGUAUAAUCCAGUGCAAUAAAAUGUGAAGAGUGGCUGAUAGCCAGAAGAAAUUGUUGUUAGUGGUGGUUGCACAGAAGAAAUGGGGACUGGUGCUAACUACUCUCACCCUACUCUUCUAGGUGGAUAAGGCAACAUGAGCACAUUGAGAAGCUUAACAUGCAGGCAAUACUGAGUGCUUCUGCUGGGCAUGAGCAACUCCUCACUGAGCUUCUGGUGAACAAUGGCAAGGUAUGAUGCAUUCAACUGUGGACCUAUAAGAGAAGCAUUGGUAUCUGACAGAAUCUAUGUUCCCGUGAACAAAGUUGAACUGUGUUUUAUUUGGUACUUGCGUAAGGUUGCUCAAAGAGCUACUCAAGUUUAUACACUUAUAUCCUACAUAAAGUAACUACUAGCCCCACCGUGGUCACAACCAUAAAUGAUGAUUAUUAUAGUUUCUCUCCAAAUUAACUUGACAGGGUAGAAAAAAUUACUUCUUCAGCACUCUUUGUGACUACAUGAUGGUGGUUAUGGUAUUAGGAGCUAACUCAAGCUGCAUUUAAUGAUUUUGAUUAUGCACUCUAAGGCCACAAUCCUAAGUGAGAUUUUUAACAAAUUAAUUAUUGAAUUUAUAUCUUGCCCUUCCUCCCAAAGGAGCCCAGGGAGCCAAACACAUCAACAAUUUUAAAUGAAAAACAUUCCAAACAACUAAAAAUUCUAUUAAUAAAACCAAUUACAGUUAAACUAUCUAAGAGCAGUUACAGGUUUAAAAUGCUCUAAGAGCUGUUACAGUUAAAAGCAUUAGUUCAUUCGGUGAGCUUAUGGUUGCCUAGAAUCAUAUUCUUCAGCAAGCAAAUGCCUGGGUAAAUAGGAAUGUUUUCAAAUUACUCCUGAAAAUUAAUAAUUAUAGAGAGAGAGACAUCACUAAGGGGGACAUUCCACAAAUGGGGAAACCAAUAAUGACAAAGUCCUGUCAUGAGUCACUGACAACUGAGCAGACAACCAGUUGUUGAGUCUGAGAUGGGACUUAAAGGUAAAGGGACCCCUGACCAUUAGGUCCAGUCGCGGACAACUCCGGCAUACAGCUUCCGGGUCAUGUGGCCAGCAUGACUAAGCCACUUCUGGUGAACCAGAGCAGCGCACAGAAAUGCCUUUUACCUUCCCGCCAGAGUGGUACCUAUUUAUCUACUUGCACUUUGACGUGCUUUCGAACUGCUAGGUUGGCAGGAGCAGGGACAGAGCAACAGGAGCUAACCCCAUCACAGGGAUUUGAACCACCAACCUUCUGAUUCUGAUCAGCAAGCGCUAGAUUCUGUGGUUUAGACCACAGCGCCACCCAUGUCCCUUGAGAUGGGACUUAGUGCCAGGUAAAUAUGUUUUCAACAACCCUGUGAGGUUGGUUAGGCUGAGAGUGAAUGACUGGCCCAAGAUCACGCAGUGAGCUUCAUGGCUGAGUGGGGAUUUGAAUUGUGGUCCGCCAAGUCCUGGUCUGACACAUUAUUAUUAUUUAUUAGAUUUAUAUAGAUUUAUAUAUGUCAGGGCAGUUCUAACUGCUACACCACACUGGCUUUCAGUGUUCCACAAAAAAGACUGUGUGCACCUUCUUUCAUUGUCACAGGUAAGGGUUUUUUGUCUGCCCUGUGAACAGCAGUGUGUAAAGUGAGAGAAUUUCUUCUGCCUGCAGUAAGCUGUUUGAACAUCAGAGAGACAUAUCACAAGCCCUGAAAUUUUCUUGUUUGAUUCAGGCCUUACAGACCUCAUAUUUAUGCUGGAAAUAUCUCACUCAUUCCUGAUUAUUUGUUUUUUCCUGUUUAGAUCCCAGUUCUGAUUGAGGAAUUAAUCACCGUGGAGAUCUGGAAGCAUAAGGUAUUCCCUAUACUUUGCAGACUGGAGGAUUUCAGACCAAAAAGCACAUUUCCCAUAUAUUUAGUGGUAAGUUUUUAAAGGGUUUUAGGUACAACAUUUCAUAAUACUAUGCUACUUAUACUGCACAGUACCUGUAAGAAAGUAUCACACAAUGAUGCUUCAGCUAGCUAAAUUAGUCUGGCACAUCCCAGAAUUAUCACUAUUAGGAGAUUAUAUGUACUAUUAAUGUACAAUAAAUUUUAAGCUAAAUUUCUGAGAAAGCUAAUUAUUUCGUUAAAGCUAGAGCUUCCAAAACAUCAAAACAAAUUGUACCUUUCAAGAGGGUAGCACCUGAUUUUAGUACCUAUUAUCCUGAAUACAGAAAAUCAGUUUUUAUUUCAGUAUGUAAUACCCUGUUCUGAUCAUAACAAUCCUACAGGCCAAGGUUCAGUGUAAUCAACUGCAAUUUCUAAAGAUGGUUUCCCCACCACUACACACACACACACACACACACACAUUAAAUAUUUUAAAUCUGAAUCUGAUAUGUGACAUUUGCUCCACUAUGUUCUCACACCACUAAGAUGACACAAAAGUGGAAUUCUAUUUCUUACAACAUAUUCUCUUGUUUUUUGACAUUACUAAUGUCUCCAGUAAGCGGCAUUUUGAUAUUUUAUUUUUUUAUUCUUCCACCUCAGCUACGUCAUGAAGCUUCAAUUAUUAACCUGUUGGAGACAGUGUUUUUUCACAAGGUAGGCAGCAAAUUUAGACUUUACGAGCAAAGAUUAUGGACAAAAAUAUCAUAAUGAUAAUUUAGGUCACUGAGGAUGAAUCAUGAUAAUUCACCAAGUGGAGACUUCUCAGUGUGGUAAUAUGGUCCAGGGGAUAAUUGUUGAUCUGGGCUUUUUUAUUCUUUCUUAUUCCUCUACUACAGAUUAUUUUAGAGUGGAGUAGGAUCACCUAGGGCUUCUGCAUGAGCUACAAGUAACAAUGUCAUUGAUUUGCCAAUCUGUGUAAGAUUUUAUGUGACUUCACGUUGCAGGCCUGCUGCUCCCCAGAUUGGCAGAAGUAAAUUUCCACUGGCCCCUCUGGGGCCAGACAUUACAACCUCUACCCCUACCAAUCUGAAGUGCAGGCAAGUGCCCCUCAGAAACCAAAUAUUCGCCCCAGACUUUUUACUUCAUCCCUGGUCAAGUAUCCUAUCUUUUCUUACCUGACCUAUUGUGGAAUAUCCCUUUGACUCUCUUUUAGUACAUUUCUUUUGCUAAACUGGUUGCAACAGUGUAAUUCAGUCUUCUCUUACUUUUCACUAAACAACAUUUUAGCUCCCAACAGAAUAAACCAGAUGGCUUCUUAUUCUAGCUAUUAGACAUGCAUGGUCAGGCAAGAAGGUAUCUUGGAUAAGGAAGAAACACAUUUAAUCCAGGUACUGGAAAUUAGGCCUAACUCAUUGACAGCUAUGUUUUUUCAGAGACACACUGUAGAGAACUUAUACACUAGAGUGUAACCAAAGCCACUUUUUAAGUGAUGAGUUGCCUUCAUUUGGAAUAUUGUUUCCAUUCUUUCUGCAGAAUUUAGCAUUUCUAUUAUUGUGCAGGAAAUCUGUGAAUCGGCAGAGGAUACCAUUCUGGACUUGAUAGAUUACAGCCAUAGGAAGCUGACCCUAUUAGCAGCUCGAAGUGCCAGUGGGAAGAUCCCAGUUGAACAAAAGCUUCAGUCAGAGGAUCUUGCCAAUCCUUCAUCAAUGCAGGUUGGUAAAAGUUGCAACCUCCCACUUCUAGAUGCCUCUUUGGGUAAAAGAAAAACUUUUGGUGGGAUUCACCUAACCAGCUCCAUCAGCAGAAACCCUGUGAAAAGAAUUCUGCUUGUGCAGUGGGGUUUUCACCCCUCUCUUUUGCAUACCUCUUGCCAGGUGGGGGCAGUUCAGAGAACCCCCAGAACAGCUCAUGGGGGAGCGGGGAUCAUUCCAUCUGGCAAGCUGAAAUGCUUGCACAAACUGAAUGUUCAUCAUAAGGCAAUGUGGAAUUCCACCCUUUAAUUCCCAAGAUGGAAAAUUCAUGUGGUGCCUCCACACCAUAAAAUAUUUAAUUAAAAAACAGAUCAUUUGCUACCCUUUGAUCUCACAAAUGUCCUUUCUGAAGUGGCCUAUCUCAGUUUGCAUCAUGGUAGGACCAGGAAAAAAAUAAUGUCUGCAAAGCUCUGAAACAUUCUGUGUUAGUUUCCAUAACCACAUCUGCUCUCUGCACUUAUUCCCACUACUUUUUCAGAACCAAAAGGUCAUAAAUCACUGUUCUGAGUAAUGAAGCUAUUCUAAAUAACGAGUUCCCCCUUUACUAGGCAUGUGGUAACGUUCUAAGUGAAAAUGAGUUUUAUUUACUACUUGUCUAACAAGCUUUAUUCAUUGAAGGAAUGCAGUUUGUUCUUGUUGAGUUUCAGCUAGCUUCCUCUAUCUCCAUGCUUCCAUCAUCAUUGUUUUGUGACAUGGUAGAGUCUGACCAGUUGUGUCUCACUGUCUAGCAUUGUAUUAAGCUUGGGAAGAUAAUGCAGAACACUCAAGAGUUUUACUUGCUGUGAGUUAAUAGUGUCUCAGACACUAAGUAAAGGAAUAUGCAAUCCUUCCACCAGCUUGCCUUGUAGCUGUCAUCUCCCUGCAAACCCUUCGCCUUCUGAUUUUGGACACAACUACUUCAUAAACUGUCCAGUCCUGGUAAGGCUGUAUUCACUGAAGAGUUGUAAGGAAGCAGAACCAGCUUGAGAUUAUGUAGCAUAGGUAAUAGCCACAUUUCCAAUGCAGUAUCAAGAAGCCAGACCAGAGAAGAGGUGCAAUUACCGGUAGAUACAGGUUCUUUAGUACCCUGGACAGAUCAGAGAGUGCAGGCAGCUUGUUCCCACAGGCUCCUAGCUCCCAACCCUUAUCCCCCUCCCCUUGUGUUUAGCUACCCAUCCUAGGCUCCACCUCAAGGGGGAGAAAGCUUUAAAGAUGUAGUUUUCUAGCCUCAAACUUAACACUCCAACAUUUCUCUCUUGAUUCCUGUCUGGUGUAUUGCCUGAAUGAGGGAGCAGCUACUAUGGAGCAGUGUUUCAGAAAGAUUGGGGCCAGGGAAUGUUAUCUCUAGGAAUUAUGAUGCAGGGAGCUAAGGUUCACUGCUGGGGCCUGGGUCCAGCACCUCUGCAACUUCACCUCUGGCCCAGGUACUGCUUGAGAUGGUGCCAUGACCAAGUGUCAUUUGCUGAAUAUGGAGAGAACUUCAAAAGGUUCAGAUUUCCCCACCAGCACCUGGCAGCAUCACUAUAGUGUUUGAGCCUUAGAUAGCUCUUUGUGUGAAUUUUGCUGCUUCCAGGAACUAAAGAAACAAGCUGAGGAGAUGGAGUUUGAGAUCUCACUGAAAGCGCUUUCUGUGUUCCGUUUCAUUACCGGUCUAUUAGAGAGGUAUGUUCAGUUUUCAUGGAAGAACUGAAGUAAACGCCUGGGAGAAGGGGUAAAGAUUUUCUAUAUUCCCAUGUCUGCUAGUUUCAAUUUUGGAAGGAGUGCCACCUUUGCCCCAUGGGUGCCCGGGGCUGUGGGUGCCAUGCAGUGUGCAUGACCAUGGCACCAAAUUUUGUGGGUGCCCAGUCCCUUCAUGGGGAAUUUUAUGGGUGCUCGAGCACCCAGGCCCCCAGGGAGUUGGUACCUAUGAGUUAGUUCAUAACUUGUAAUAUAAUGAGAAGCUGAAUUUUGAUUUAAGUUGAAUAUUAACUUAAAUUGCUAUGAAUAUGAUCACUAAAGUCUUGAUGACAUCCUUAUCUGAAUAGGAGUAAACAUUUAUAUAUGUUCAUUGCGUAGUGCUGUUAAUUGCUUAAAGUAUUACUCACUGAAGUGUUGGAGUAUAUUAGUUUUGCUAUAAUAAAUAUGGUGAUAGGAUUUUAGCACUGCUUGCUGGUGUGUAUUCUUCACUGCUGAUUAUUCAUUGUAAGCAUCCUAACAUGACUACCAACUGAGGUCUUAAUUUUUGUCACUUAAAUUUUUCAUAUUAAUUUUAGUUUUGUGAACCUUGACGAAAACACUUAGCUGCUCGAUUGCAUAAAACUGGCAUCUUCAAUAUAUCCUUAUGUUUUGUCAGUUUGCCAGUGAGUGCUGCAACAAGAAUUCUGAAUACCCACAACUUUCCAUGUCUCUUGGUAGAGUUGGUAGAGCAUUCUCCAUGGAGCUGCCGUGAAGAAGGUGUGUAUUAUGGGCUAGGGAUUGUUCCUAUCAAAAAAUAAUCACAUGACCUUGUUCCUUUGGAUAAUAUAAUAUUGGGUAUUAAGGGUUCCUCUUGGUUGGGUCCUCUGUUGUUUGUAAAUUGAGACUAGAACAUCAGGAUAGACUAACACUCUUCUCCAUAAAACUCAGGGUUCCCCCUUUUAUAACUCUUCUGCCCAGUAAAUGUAUUUGUAGCUUAUCAUCCAUUACUUCUGAUGGCUAUGUCUUCAACUAAUUUUUGCAUGAUUCAUCAUUUUUUGUAAUUAAUAUAUGGUACAGGCUGCACCUCAACCCAUGCUCUGUAACCAGUUGUGGAAAUUCAAAACUAUCCUUACCAUAACCCCUCUGUUUUAGUUUGUUUGUUUCCUUUUUAUUUGAGCCUAGCUAUCUCUUGUUUCCCUUUCUGUUCCUGUACUGAUUUUUCUACCUCUAAAGAAAAGCAGAACUGUGAAGGACAAACAUGACAGUUCACAGGUGCCUACUCACCCUUGUGUAUUUAUGAGCAGGCACCUCAGUCUGUCAUGCCAAGAAGUAGACUGUCAUCUGAAUAUACAGCUAACCAGGCAGUAGACCACAGUCAUGAUAGAAGAAAGCAUGUAUGUACAAGAGAUGUAUAAGAACACCACUAGGGCACUGAUUUAGAAGAAAUGCCAUGGUGUACCUGUAGCAGCAAAACCGGAUACCUUCAUCUGCCCCAGCUGCAACAAAACAUGUCUCUCCUGCAUCGGUCUCUGCAGCCAUGGCAGGCUCUUGUAACUCUCCAACAGUUUGACUUUACUCUUGAAGGCUGACUCUUCCAUUGUCUCCUGAGACAGACAGAUGCAAACAAUAGUUAAGGAAACAUAAUUCUGCAGCUUCGGUUCUGCAAAAGAGAACCCUAAUAGAGAGGCUUCUUGCUAUCCUAAUAGGGUUGCAGGACAGCCUGCUCAUUAUGCCCCUGAAGAACUAAAUCUAGGGAUAAAGAAACAAACUGGACAUAAGAAAGUGUGCAAAUUAUACAUUUGCAUAAGCAGCUUUUCAUCCAUCUUGGCCUGGAUAUUUUUUGCCUACUAGAUUUAUAUUUAUCAUAUUUAAAUGUUACUUAUGAUUUUUAGAAUGUCCUUUUCUUUAUUAUCACCAUUUAUCAUUUUUCCCAGGGAAGCUGAAGAAGUAUGAGAAUGGUGCAUGGUAUGAGGUGCCCUAUGAAGACCAUGUAAAGAUGACUAAGUUGGAUGGGCAAGUCUGGAUUGCUCUCUAUAACCUGCUCCUUAGCCCAGAAUGUCAGCGCAAGUACAACUUCAAUAAUUUUAACAAAGGCCAGCUCCUGAAGGUAGAGGACUACAGAGGACACAGACUGCAAGUGCAUGAUUCUCAUAAUGUUUAGUCUGGCAUAUUUAGAUAUACUAUUCUAGCUUUAAACAAUGUUGCAGGAACCAGGAUUAAAAAUUAUUGAUUUUUCAUCAGCUAAUCCAUCACAACUGGGAGUAAAGUAGGGCCUGCAAGCCUUAAUUGAGCUAACUGGCAAAUUAAUAUUAGUUAAUUUUAAAUUAAUUAGUCAACAGAUGACAAAUUUUAUCUGUGGGACACUUAUUUAUUUUGGGAGUGGGAUGUUUUGUUCUAAAGGAAACAUUGAAAAUGCCCUUUUCUUCUAACAGUAUGUGGUAGCUUUUGUUUGAUAAAUUUAAAUUCCUUUAUUAUCUAAAAAUAUUGAGAAUUUGGUGACACACAAAUUUUGUUACAACACUGCAAAUUUUGCUACAACAUAAACAUUUGUUACAACACUACAGAGGGAUUCUGUAUAUGUGUACUUGGAAUUAAAUUCUAUUUGAUCCCAUGGGACUUGGGAGUAAGUAUGCAUAGAUUUGCCUUAAAUUAGUUAGUCAGCCAUUUCCAUAUUUUCCAGAAAGCAGUCAACAACAAGUGCAUUUCGGCCACAAGACGUUACUCAUAUAAAUGAGCUUUGUGCUAAUAAGGCACAUUCUAUGGCCUUUUACAUGUGUUGGGGGUGGGGAUAUUGCUUUGUUUUUGUUUUAUUAUGUAUUUUGUGUUAUCAUUUUCGUUAUUUUGUGAACUGCCCUGUGAACUUUGGAUGAAGGGUGAUAUACAAAUUUUAUUAUUAUUAAUAAUAAUAUUCCAUCACAUUCCAUCUGCUUCAACAGAGGAUGCAGGGCCACUCCAUCCAUGCAGCUGAGAGACCAGCAACUUUUGAUGCCUUCUUUCCUUGAACAUUUCCACCCUGGUUGAUCAUUAGAAAAACUUGUAACUUAGUUUAUUUCAUCCUCCCACAUAUUUUCCUUCUUUUUAGUGAUCUGUAAGUCACUCUCAGAGCCUUUUUAGGCAGAGUGGGUUUAAAAAAAUCAAAGCCAUUGAAGAGUAAGAAGAUAAAUUUCCUUAGGACACUGGUACUGCAUUCUGCAUAGAAAUUAUAUUGGUAUGGACUUUUAAAGUCCUAAACGGCCUCAGUCCUGUAUACCUGAAGGAGUGUCUCCGCCCCCAUCCUUCAGCCUAGACACUGAGAUCUAGCUCCAAAGGCCUUCUGGUGGCUCCCUCACACCUGCUUAAUAUGGGAGCUGGAGGGCUAAUGUUUAUAUCUUUCUCUGCAGUAAUUAUAAUAGUUGCAACUGAUGGCCUCCUUGCUGUUCCAAGUGUAGCAAAUUUCUGCUUCCUUGUAUUGUUGCUUCCAGUUUUUUGUUGAGCAGUAGAGAUUGGGUAAUUUGAAAUGCAUUGUUUUACUUAACCAGCUCUGAGAUCUGAGACAGAUCUGAGAAAGUAUAAAAGUGUCCGUUGUUCAUACAGAUCCUUUUACUUAGCAUAUGGCUUAUUCUUAACAUUUUUUUAAAUCUUAUGAUCAUCUCUGUUUAGCUCCGUACCUUCCUGACCGAUGUCCUCAUUGACCAAUUCCCCAAUCUUCUCGAGCUGCAAAGAUUCCUGAGCCAUCUUGCUGUGACAGACCCUGCUCCACCCAAGAAGGACCUCAUACUAGAGCAGGUAUAUCCAAAACCAUCUCCUUCUAGCCAACUUUUUUAUUCUUGCACUUCAAUUUUCCUUCAUUAUCAUUGGAUUUUUGAAGGCAUUUGCAGCUUUCAUAUUUCAGAUUUAUGCCCACAGCAUAUUUGAAUGGAAAAUAUGCCACAAUACUUGUAAAUCAUCGUAUAUCUGUGGCAAGGAAGGUGUGGAAAACAUUGUUCAAUAUGUGCUCUGUUGCUCUCUUCAUAAUUCUCCCAGAGAUAGAUUUAUUAAAGGAAUUAUUCAGAGAGUUUCCUUUUUGAAUAAUAAGAAAAGCUGUUAUUUGUUGAUGGAUGGGGAUAAAUAUACAACAUAUAAGGUUUCUGUGUUUGCCUUAGCAACCUACUUCUAUACUGUUUGUAUUUUCCUAUUUUCGUGUUGAUGGUUUCCAACAAAUAAGUUUGACUGUAGAGUUUACCAAUCCCAAAGUAUGUUGCAGGUUGAUUAGGUGAAAUAUACCAAUUCAGUAAAAUACAGGUUAAGCCCCAGGCAUGGUCAUACGGAACUCCUAUGCUGAAGGGAGAAAUGCAAGAAAAACUAUACUACUUAACUUUGUUUUAUGUUAGCUGCAUACAGUUCAGACAAGGUUUGCUGCACACAGGAGAACCCAUCUAUAUACACAGCAGCAAAAUAAAAAGUCAUGUUUAGAGAACUCUGGAAUUAGAUGAUUUGGCAUUAGAGCUUAUUCUAAGGAUAACUUAAGAGCAAUCAAAUAUCAAAGGCAGAUAUGAAUUUAGGAACAGGAUUGUUUUAACAUCAUCAGAAUUACAGCAUUUGAGCAUAGAAAUUCCUUAAGCAAGAAUAUUGAUAGUCAGCAGGUAACAUUAUUCUAAAUAGGCAAACACGUAGGAAAUUAAUCUAGGAGAAAGCCACAGAAAAAGAGAGCAUGAAAGCAUGUGAAGUUACUCCUCAAGAAUAUAAAGGUGUGCAAUGGAUCCCAGAAAAGCUGAAUCCAGUGUGCUUGUGUCUAAAUUCUUAAUUAUUGAGCUGUUCUAGUCUACUGAUUCUCAGGAACAUAGGAAGCUACCUUAGUCACACCAUUGGCCCAUUUAGCUCAGUGCUGUCUACACUGAUCGGCAGCAACUCUUCAGGGUUUCAGGCAGAAAAGCUUUUCCAGCCCUAUCCUGGAGAUGCUGGGAGUUGAGCCUGUGACCUUCUGAAUGCAAAGCAAAUGCGCUACCAAUGAGCUACAGCCCUGCCCUUCUCUUAGUUUACAUUGGUACCAGUAACUGAGAAUUGGCAUUCUGAGAGACUUUUGGUGGUGGCGGGGGUGGACGGGACUGCAGCUAUGCUGUACACACCCUGGCAAGGCAAACUUCCCAAUGAGCCAUGAACUCACCCUCUGUCUUUAUGCCAAGCAAUGAUGAAGAGGCUUUUUUCCAUCUCUGUCUCUCCACAGAGCAGUCUUUGACUCUCAGUCCCUGCACUGCUAUUUUUACUCGAUAGGGGCAUCAAUUCUAUUGAAACAUCAGCUUUUCCUGUAGAGCUGAACUUCAUCACACUUGCCCUUUGCCAGAUUUUUCUCUCAUAUUUGAAAGCCCACGCCUGGGUGUUUCUUUUCAGGGAACUGACAGAUUACAGAAAGUUCUAUUUUAAGUAAGCUUUUAGCCAUGUGGCAGAUUUUUUGAAAACUACUACCGGUAGUUCCACAUUAUAGGCUCAUGCCUCAAUAUCCACCUUCAACUUAUAGUAUUUGGGGCCUCCUACUGAAUCCUGGAGCGUUCUGGUAUUGUAUUUUCUGAAGACCUGAACACUACAAAUUAUAUUAUAAAUAUGUAAUCGUCAGUGGGACAGACAGGGUUCACUCCCCUCCAAAAUAAUAACAACAUCAGAUACACACACAGAGAGUUUAAUAGCUAAAUGGAACAAGUCUGUUUUUUCCAUCAAUGCUUCUUUUCUAAGCAAGACUUCCUUCAUUUCUAGUUCAUGUAACCAACAUGCAGGAAACUGAUUGCUAGUUGUGCCCUAGCAGUAAAGCGGAUUCUAGCAUGGGGAAGCAAGGAUUUGGGAGAUAAUCAAACAGAAAUAUUUUUUUAUUAAAAAAAAAAUAGGUAGAGGACAAGCAGGCCAGGAAUUGCUCAUGCUGUUAAGCUUAAUUCAAAUCUGUCUAGAAAAGGCUGCAAUUUCUUAAAAGAAUUAUCCUGAAAUUUCUUCUAUUUGGCGUUUGUCCACUGUUACAUAAAACUGUUCAAUAUUCCUUCAGAAGUCUCCCCAUUCAACUCUAUUGUUAGACUUUCCCUUUAGUCAGUUAAACCUAGACAGAAAUCCUGCUUUUUUCUUUUAUAUAAAUAGAUGCUUAUCGCUUCCAAAUGUGCUUGCACUCUACUGAGCUUCAGGAAUUAUUACUGCUCUCGAAUCCCUUGCUUUAGAUGGAUUCACCUUUCUUUCUUUCUUUCUUUCUUUCUUUCUUUCUUUCUUUCUUUCUUUUUUUCGCUGUCCUAACAGGUUCCUGUAAUAUGGGAAAACAUUGUCAGUAAGAACUCUGGAAAAUGGCAAGCAAUUGCCAAGCACCAGGUAAACAACAUGUUUAGCCCUUCAGAGGAGGAACUGAAAAGCCAGGCUUGCAGGUAAAAUUUUACUAUGCUCAGAUUCAUACUAUAUCAAAGCUUAUGUUAUGGCAAGUCUUUGUUUUAGCCAGCUGGAUGCACAGAAUCUGAAAGCUCACAUGCUGAAUAACAUUCAGCUUUCCCAAUUCAACUAGGUUUAGGAACCCCCGGAUGAAAUUUGACUUCCUAUAGUAAAAUUAGAAGGUCUUUGACGUGUGAAAUGUGAACUUAUAUUCAUGUAACAUAAUGUCAUGAAAAAAGCGUCCUUUAGUGUUUGGUUUGGAGUUGUUCAGAACUUAAAGGUAAAGGACCCCUGGACGCUUAAGUCCAGUCAAAGGCAACUAUGGGGUGCGGCACUCAUCUCACUUUCAGGCCAAAGGAGCCAGAGUUUGUCCACAGACAGCUUUCCGGGUUAUGCGGUCAGCAUGACUAAACCGCUUCUGGUGCAAUGGAACACCGUGACGGAAGCCAGAGCACACGGAAAUGCCACUUACCUUCCUCCCACAGCGGUACCUCUUUAUCUACUUGCACUGGUAUGUUUUCGAACUGCUAGGUUGGCAGAAGCUAGGACAAAGCAAUGGAAGCUCACCCCGUCACUGUACUGAUUCGAACUGCUGUCCUUCUGAUCGGCAAGCCCAAGAGGCUCAGUGGUUUAGACCACAGUGCCACCCGUGUCCCUGUUCAGAACUUACAGGUGGGUAUUCAGGCCUUUGGAGUUGCCAAGCAGGAAUUUAGGCUGUGCAUCAUCCAAGGAAACCAAAGCAAAAACAGCUGGAGUUCAAACCUAUAAAAGCCUCUUGCAUGUUAACAGGCUAUAGCAGAUCAUGUGAAACACUUCUGAGUCAGAUUUGGUUUUUUGCCAGAGGGAUUUGGCUCCCUGCCACAUACUCGCCUUACAGGACCCAGAAACCACAUCUAAGUACUGUUGCUCUAGGACUGUGUUAUAGUUACCUUUUAUAUUGCCUUUUUCAGUUAGCAGUGUCCAAAGCACAAGAAAGCUUUCUUAGAAUUAGGAAAUGGGUCCACAAGUAUGAUCCAUCAAAACUUUCUUAAAUUUAUUUCAUUUCAUUUCUGAACGUGUUUAAGUAUUUCUAAUUAUCUCUAACUUGCUAGUGUCUGAAUUCUAGUUCUGUCCUCCAGGUGUAAGGAAGUCUUUGGGAAAAGGCUUUUCCAUUAUGUGGUGAUGUCAUUGUGUGUCCAGCCUGCAGUUGUAUGAAGUGUUUAUAACACUGUUUUAAAUCAAGAUUGUGAAUCCAUUUAUUUAUUUAUUUGUUUAUUUAUGUUCUCAUAUUGGACUAAAUUCAACUAGCUGUCAGCUACCUUACAAUACCACUUGACAUUCCGCUGAAUGUGAUAUCAGUCUUGGAUGUAAAGGCUCUAUCCUGUAGCACAUGACGAAGACUAAGUAACUGUUGGAAUUAUCUGCUGUUGCUUGAAGGACUUUCUGAAGCCUGCUUUCUGUCUUAAAUCAGAUGGGCAAAAACAUACAACCUGGAUGUGAUGGAAGCCCUGAUCCCAGAGAAACCCAAGUGUGGGAUGUGUGGCUCCGAGGCAGCAAAACGCUGCUCUCGUUGCCGGAAUGAAUGGUAUUGCAAAAGGUAAGUACACCUAACAUAAGACAGUUGCUGUGCUAUACUGAGCCCUUUUUUGGGGUAGCUCAUAUGUAGGCAAAAGCUUCAGAGAUACCCCUCAGAGCAAAAGCUAUUCAUUUUAAAGCCUGUGUUUUGAAUACUAUAGGACACCUUACUGGCUUUUACCUAGACUACAAUCUUGCUUUUCUGGCUCAUUUGUUGUGAAAUCUAGUAGUAUUUACUAACAUUACUGCAAUCUGAGCUCUGCAACUUAGUGAUUAUACUGUUCCAUAUGAGUCUUUGCAUCUUCCUUUGUAAGCAUUUUCUUAUGCAAAAAAUACACAGUAUUAACCAAUCUUUAAAUCAUAGUUCCAAAAUUAAAUAAACUUUUUUCUUAUAGCCUUGAUUAAUCUUAUUAAUAGGAACACUGACUAUCUCAAACAAUCUUUCUUUAGCAGACAUUUGCUAUUCUGAGGUAUUUUACUACUCCUACUGAGUCCACAGUGCAGACUCUUAAACUUCCAUUAGAGGAAUAUCCCUCCAUUGCAGUUCUGUUUUCCUUACAGAAAUAUAUGAAAUUAUAUGAAAUAUAUUUCAGAUCCAUGCUUCGACGUUCCUCAUUUUAUAUCCACUCUCUCUUAUCUAAUAGACCUUUAACAAUAAGACAGUCAUUAGAUUAGGCAUAUCCUAAAUGACAUGAGCUAACCAUUCCUCACAUCUUAUAGGGCUGAUCAAACCUCUUGCAAUAUACCAUAGCAACUCUCAUGUGUAUCAUUCAUGCCCAUUAUAAAGAGGAGUUGUGCAGACUGAGGCUGCCCUUUGCUUUCUUAACUGAGUCAGAAGAUACGUUUUUCUCGAUGUCAUAUUUCAAGGUUACCUCUCAUUGCUCUGACACUUAAUUUCCAAACAAGGGUUAGUGGAAAACACAGCUCAGAUGGAGGAAAUUAUUCUGUAUGAAUCUGCAUUGGAUUUCCCCCAGCCAGUUUUGUCCAUAAAGCAAAAUAGGGGAAGAAUUAUUAGUAAUAUUAAAACUUGAAAUUUAUAUAGUGCUUUUUCCUAAGAACCCAAAGCACUUUUCAUGAUAUUAUCUAAGUUGUUUUUCCCAACAACCUUGUAAGCUAUGGAUAGUAUUAUUAUUUACAUAUUAUAUAUGAAGAUGAGAAGCUGAGCAAUAGUAGGUUGUUUAAGGCUACCCAGAGAGUUUAAAGCUGAUGAGAGAUUUGAAUCCAGGACUAAUAAACUCAUCAUAGCCUGUAUUUUUAGCCACAAUGCUAUACUUUCUUUAAAAAUAUAGAAAGCAAAAAUACACAUUGUGCUGGCUACAGAAGGAUAUAUAGGGGAUAAUAGAAUUCCUGUUUAUCCAUAUGUGGGUAAGAAAGCACAAAUCAGUGUCCCACUCUCAAAUAUGUGGGUAAAAAUCACAAAUUGGUGCCCCACUCCAAAGUGAACUUGUUUUACAGUAUAUAGUUUAUACAACACCAAUUCCAGUUUCCGCAUCCAAAUCACUGUUUAAAAAUAGAUUUUUAAUCACUGCGUGAUAUAAACACUCGAGGCAAAAUACUGUUUUAAGACAUAUACAGUACAACUUUUCUCAAGUUCAUACUAGUAUACCCAUACAAACAAAAUUAAAAUAACAAAACACAAUAAUGAACAUUUCAGUUUACUAAAAUUCCACAAAGGAGAUCAUAGAAAUCAAGAGGCAGUACCUCAAGUAGAAUGGCAAUCUGCUAAAGGUAUCAGGGAGGCUUCAAUCUUGCAGUUAACAAAUUUAUAUAUCCAUAUUCCAUUCUGACUCCUGAGCUACCUAUUAUUUUUUUCUAAAAUCCUUUCUUUUUUCACUCUCCCCUUUGCAGAGAGUGUCAGGUACAGCACUGGCAGAAGCACAAGAAAGCUUGCAACUUGAUGGCUGAUACCUUGAAGAAAAUACAGGAAGAUGUACAAGUGCAGACAACUCCUUCCAAGUAAUUCUGAUGAGUAGAGGAGUUUGCUCCAGUUCCUCCUUUGACAAAUAGGCUAAAUUUUAGAGUUUGAGAUUAGAAAAUACCCUCCUAUUAACAGCAUACACAGGAAGCCACUUAAUGUCAGAUUUAACAAACUUUCAAACAAAUACAGCCUAGGCUAGAGGAACAAAAUUCUCAUACACUAGAAGAGAUUGCACAAGAAAACACUGAGCCCACUGAGUCUCUAUUGGUUUAGGUUCUCUCCCCUAUGCCAAUUUAAUCUUAAAAUACCACGGCUGCUUGUCUCCUGGACUGUGAAUGUGAUGCAUGCAUAUUGGACUGUUCCUGUACUAGUGACGGAGAGCUAGAGUGACUCCCUAGGAAUUUGGAAGGGCUGAAUUUUAGUUGUGCUAGAAUUGCUUCUUUACUUUGUCAUUUAGAAUUUUUAAGUCUAUGGAAUUGUUUUGCAUACUGGCUUAGAUGAAGAGCCUGCCCAGUCCCAUGGCACUGAAAUAAACCAGAGUCCCUGCUACAGUUAACAGCAGAAAUGAUGAAGCUGACUCACAAUUGUUUUCUUUCCAUGAACCGAUGCAGACACUGAUACCGAUAUACCUGAUUUGAGAAUGAAAACCUGAGCCUAUUUUUUUAAGCCUUUAUGGGAAAUCAUCAUUAAACCCAGAAGGCACUCAUCUUUUCUGGAUUGUUUUUCAUAUGCCAUUCUAUAAUGUUGGACACUCUCCUUAUCUGACUUCCCUAUGCUGCUUUUCAGAGAGAAGUAAAACAAUCUAAAGAGCAUGAAAUAUCUUGUUCAAAUUCAACCCAUUUUUCAGCACUGUGGAGUGUAUAGACACAUUCACACACAGAGAGAGCAUUCUUACAAUUUACAAAGUUCCUAUUAGAUCUCAGUAAUUUAAAUUUACUUUUGAAAUUAUAGCUAUAUCCUGAAUACUUGAAUCUCAGUUCAGAGACAGUUUAUUCUACAUCUUGUUCAAAACAACUAAAUUUAAUUGUUUUGCAAAAUAUACAUUACAUACAAACUGUAGCUCAAGGGCUGUUUUUGGAUAAAAACUGCUUCUGAAGGGGGUAAUGAGAAGCAACAGAUCAGAAUGGGUGCUUGACUAUAUUACCCUGUUCAAAAUUCCUGCCCCCACUUGUAGCUUUCACCUCAUGGGGUAGUGUUUGUAAAGACUAAGUUAUACACAUUUAUAUAUAACAUGUUGUUUGAUCCCAAUUUAUGUCAAUUACUUUAAUAGCUGCACUCUAUAUGGACGAGGAUCCCAGCAUUUAGAAAUAUUUUGAAGUCUCAAAAUAGCAUAUGUGUCUUUUGUACUAUGGGACGAAAAGAAUAGAGAGGGGCAACAGGCAGUGUUACCAACUGUCCCAUCUGGUUGCUUCAGAAGCAUUGAGUGCUUAAACCAAGGGAGGAGACAGGGAAAGGAUGUGGUUAAUUAAACAAUUUCAGUUUUGCUGAGCUGCACGGUUUCAGAAUUGAGAGCACAACACAUUACAUCUUUACUGAGAAAGCUGAUUCUGUUAUUUAAUCCUUGUUUUGUUGUUAAAAAUUAAACUAAUGUCUGCCAUGUGAGAACAUUUAGGAGUGUGAUGCUAUGUGUAAUUGAUACCCUCAGGCAAGAAGUCCCAAGGGAGUGAAUGAAAGUCUUGUUU